AUGGUGGGUAAUAGUAUAGCGUGCCUUGCAGUUUCCCUUGGUUUGUUUUUGAUACUACCGUUAUUUGUAUGGGAUAUCAUCGCUGCUGUUCGUUAUGAUGAGUAUCGCGACAAUCUAAAAUCCUAUACAAACACGACUUGUCUGCUGCUCAAUUACACAGCCUAUGCUCGUCCGUGCCAGAAAUGCUCAAAUGAAUCUCUGUGUAGAGAGAAUAUAUGUUAUGAUGAACACUUUACGUUGUCGUAUUCGAUCUUGAAUGCAAGUAAUAUUACAAGUACCAUGACGAUUUCCAGUAGUAGAGAAAAUCAUACAGAAAAAUAUCAAAUUGAACAAAAGUACCCUUGUUAUUAUCGAAUAGAACAAGUGACAUUGGUUAGGAUGAACAUUCCAGAUGGAGGAUCUCUUUCGCGUCGAUCACACAUUGCUCAUUUUGUUUUCGUCGUAGCGCUUCAACUAUUUGUUGCUUUUAUAAUUUAUUAUCACGAAGAGAUCAAGAGAGAACUGUUGGAAUUUUACAAACGAUCAAAACACCUCACACAAAAAGCAUGUAGACAAAUGAAAGUAAUUUGA
Molecule: messenger RNA, 570 nt
Organism: Adineta ricciae
Lineage: Eukaryota; Metazoa; Rotifera; Eurotatoria; Adinetida; Adinetidae
Source: the annotation of a GenBank genome assembly